UAGUCCCCAGUUAAGACGUUUGAGUUUGACGCACAACAGUAGCCAAAAUGUCCUCGCCAAAGAAACGCGUCUAUUUUCGCGUAUUUCCCACAGAAACGAUCAAUUUUAAGUACAUGAAAUUAGACCAGGAAAAUAACGCGAUUUACGUGCGACAUUUGCAAGAAAUCAACACCGACACCAGAGAAAAGAACUACUGGCAAUUCCCGACUGAUGGGCUGUUCUUCAAUGCGAAACAGGAACAAGUUUAUCAGAGGGUGAUGGAGGGAGUUUUAGAAGACGUUUUAAAUGGUCAAAACGCGGUCGUUUUUGCCUUUGGCCAAUCUGGGUGUGGCAAAACGUUUAGCACCAGUGGCCUUUAUUUAUCAGAAGAGGAAUUCGGAAUUCUUCCAAGAACCGUCGCAGAUCUGUUCGCUCUAAAGCGAAAAGAGCCCCCAAACAUGAAAGUCACCAUUCAAAUGUCUUAUGUGGAAUUUUACAAUACGCAUGCGUUGGACCUGCUGGGGGACUCUCGUAAUGUGCCCAAGGACAUUGCGAAAUGCCGGGAUGUAAGGAGGGUGGCUUUAAAAGAGGAACUCGAUGCCCUAAGGUGUAUUUUUAUGGCCGAGGGUCGAAAGAACUUUAAAGAACACUGUAAAUAUUUGUCGAAUAUAGCGACCAGUGUGGCCACUUUUAUUAUUAUCAGGAAAAACAUGGAUUUGACUGAUCCAACAAAAACUUAUUCCCGGUUACACAUCGUCGAUAUGGCGGGUAACGACAGUUGCCAAAACAUCAAACAACUCUGUAAAACCCCACACGAACUGGGCAUCGCCAACACCACGAAAUCCCAACUGGAACAUUUCGCCUUAUGCCUCAGAGAGAACAUCCCCAAGAAUAUCCGGAUCAGACAACGCACCAAUGCCUUAAUGUAUUAUUUAGCAGGGGAUUUUUCUAAUCAGAGUCUUUUAAGAUUUAUUGGUCAUAUUAAAGUGGAUUCGAGUGAAUUGAAUCAUUUGAUUAUCACGCUGUCUAUGCUGCGGUUCGGAAAUAUCGUGCAGGGUCUUAAAAUGAAGAAGAAACCGAUCCAGUUUGAUGUUAAUGAAGAGGUUGAGUUGGAGUAUUUACGAAACAAACUAAAGUCAAUCGAACAAGAGAAAUACCUAAACUCAGUUCUACUAAACCGAGACUUAGUAACCGGCCUAAAUCCGGCUCGUGUUGAUCACCUGAACCGCCUGGUAAACGAAUUUCUCAUCAACAAAACGCCAGAUAUCACCGUAAUGAACGUGGCAGACACGAGAAUCGUCCUGGAUAAAGUUAAACGAAUUUGCCAAUCGUACCAGGACGACCUGGACAAGUUAAAAAUCGAAAAUCAAACUUUGCUUAAUUUAACUCAACAACGUAGCGAUACCAGUUUGAGGAGGGGGUCCAAAAGUAGCGCACAAAGUUUGGUUAGUAAGAUCUCAAGAAAAUCGUCGAAGACUAAAUCGAAAGAGAGUCUUAGUGGCGGCAAAGAGAAACCUGUAAACGGCAGCAUGGGGUCGGAAAAGAGGCUCAGGAGGUCCUUCCCAAGUGAAGAUAUUACCAUUACCGAAAGGUCCACGCCCAGACGCAAAAAAUCCGUAAAAUCAAACUCUAGUACCCUAAAACAGUCGGCCGGUAUUAAAUUCAGGAAAUCGAGCAACACCUCCAUAGAUAAAAGAGAAUCCAGAGGCAGCUUAAAGAGCUCCGAAGUGGGACAACUUAUUCCGGACAUUAUGCCGGAGAAGCAGGAUCUUCUUAAGCAAUUUACAAACAGUCAAGACUACAAAGAACUGAUUGAGGAGUACAAGUUGAACGAGAAAGAUGUGAAAAGCAGCUUCGCUACUUAUACCAAGGAAAUUAAGAAGCUUAAUCUUUGUAAAGAUGCUUUGGACAAGUGCAAAAAUGAUUUGAUUAUGGCACACACCUAUAGGAAAUUUAACAGGAGAGACGAAUUAGACGAAUAUGGUGACCUCACAUUAUCGUACGCGGAAACCGAGUGUCGGGAUCGCUUGGAAGAUGCUAAAUAUUCCUUGACAGACCAACAAGAAAGAACCUUAAUUGCCCAAGAAGAGUUUAAGGUUUAUUUGGAAAACAGACAUCGGAUAAUCAAGAAAGCCGAGGAGCAAUUUGACCAGUACUGCGUCGACAAUUAUCGUGUUCCUAGCGGGGAAAUUGACGAAAUUCAACGAGAUUUGAUUCCAUUUACUGCUGUUAUUAAUCUGGAGAGCACGUGCGACGUUGAAGAAACCGAACAGGGGGAAACCUUGGACCGUGUGCCAGAACCAUCAGUAUCGACUCAACUGUUGAGAAAUUUACAGAGAUUAAUGAAAUCGGAACGGCGCAUGCUAAAACGAUUGAAGGAGAAGAAGAAAAACGAGUGGAAAUCAGUGUUUUAGUAUAUGAAUUGUUUGUGAGAAAAUAAACGGUAAAACGAUUA
Molecule: messenger RNA, 2434 nt
Organism: Anthonomus grandis grandis
Lineage: Eukaryota; Metazoa; Arthropoda; Insecta; Coleoptera; Curculionidae
Product: kinesin-like protein KIF9
Exons: 11
Coding region: 48-2393 (781 amino acids)
Biological process (GO): microtubule-based movement
Cellular component (GO): kinesin complex; microtubule
Molecular function (GO): ATP hydrolysis activity; ATP binding; microtubule motor activity
Source: RefSeq, a predicted model, not a curated record